UCUGCUACCACAACUACAACUUUGCUUUUGAGAUUUAUUGCCUCUCCUCCCUCACUGACAUCCAUAUCCUCCCUCCUAUGCUUGUAGCUGGUUUCGAAGUUGUUCCCAGAGAAAUUACAUGUUCUGGCAUGGGAUAUCUCUCUAACAAUUAAUCCAAGAGGCUUUCUAGCUUGAGUGAACGGAGGAGGCUUUCCUGCUGUUACUGCUCCCAAGGUUUCAUUUCUCUUGAUCACUUCUUCCAUGCGAUUUGCCUUUACCCUCUGCUUCUCCUAGCCUGUGGUAAUCGGACUUGCAGAGUAGAGUGAGAGCUAGAACAAAUGUCUUGGUUUCAAAGCACGUAAAGUGUUUCCUAACUUCCUCCUCGAUCAAUCCACUGAGAGCUCACACACACCAUCCGAAUGACCAAGUUGUUUUCCUUCUUUGAGGAACACUCUUUUAUGUUCUAAAUAGACUUAAAUAAGAUUUGCAUGUCAUGCACUGACAGAGGCAGAUCUUGCACACCGUAGAAUUCAUGAUGUCUCAGUGCACCUCGAACUCCUACGACCGCUCCAUCGAUAUGCCCAUGGCUGAUAACGGUGGAUACCCGAGUGCUGGUGGUGGUGGUGGUGGCGGUGGUGGUGGGGAUGAUUCCCAGCCAUGGCUUGCCCCGCAGUUAGUCGCCACAGGCGCUCAAGCUCUUCCUUGGGAUCUCUACGCCACCCAGUCGAACUUGUUCGACAGGACGAUGGAUGACGACAUCCUCCACGAUGGCUCUACCAGGAACUUCUUCCAUUGCGGCAAUCCUCCACCUCCGCUGUCGGAGUCUAUGGUCGACGAUGGCAUCCCGGACGACGCACCGGCGUAUCACAAUUUUGGGGAGAUGGUUGGCCACGGUAAGGAGUCGCUGAAGAUGGAAGGCAGCGCCCGAACCGAGUCGGGCUCGGACGGCAGCGACGACGACGAGGAGCACCGGCCGGCGAGGAGGUCCGGUAAGCAACACUGCUCGAAGAACCUCUUCGCGGAGCGGAAGAGGAGGAAGAAGCUCAACGAUCGGCUCUUUGCUCUGCGCGCGCUGGUUCCAAAGAUCACAAAGAUGGACAGGGCUUCGAUACUAGGAGACGCCAUCGAGUACGUGAUGGAUUUGCAGAAGCAAGUGAAGGAUCUGCAGGACGAGCUGGAGGAGACGAAUCAGGAGGACGCCGGCCACGACAAGCAGAUCGGAAGCAACCUCCACAACAGCAACAGCCAAAUGGAUGUCCCGAUCGCAAAUGGGUGGACGGAUCACGACGAUUCCGGGAACAAUCCGAGGACGGUCGCCGCAGCCGACGAUAACAAGCCAUCAUCCGACAAGGGUCAGCAGAUGGAGGUGAUCGAUCAUCUUUACAUGUUCUACCGCCGCAACGCAAGAAAGCCCUCCUUACUGCAUCUAGAUGCAAAUGAGCAGCCACAGGUGGAGGUGAGGCAACUGGAGGCGAACGAGUUCUUCGUAAAGGUGCUGUGCGAGCACAAGCAAGGAGGGUUCGCGAGGCUGAUGGAGGCGAUGAGCUCCCUGGGACUGGAAGUGACCGACGCCAGUGUCACCUCAUACGAAAGCCUAGUCUUGAACGUCUUCAGAGUCGAGAGAAGAGAUGCCCAAGUGGUGGAAGCAGAUCGAGUGAGGGACUCAUUGCUGGAGGUGACGCGAGAACCGCAAGGGUGGUCAGGGCUUGCACAAGCAGUGGAGCAGCAGCAGCUCGGCUUCCAUCAUCACCUUCGUUACCUUCACCACCAAGCAUAGCUCGGCAACACAGCGGUGUGCUACUCCACGAUAAGUAUGGUUUCAGCUCAUCUACCAUGUUAUUAAUCCUCGUAUGCUCUCGAUAAAUAAGAUCGACCCAUAAAACAUGUUCUCUGUGGACGGUGAUCGAAAGAUUCUUGUAUGGUGGUACAAAGAUUCGUUGACGGGUUGGAACAUUGGAAGUUGUGGAGCAGCUUUUGGUGUGUGGAAG
Molecule: messenger RNA, 1967 nt
Organism: Musa acuminata AAA Group (dessert banana)
Lineage: Eukaryota; Viridiplantae; Streptophyta; Magnoliopsida; Zingiberales; Musaceae
Product: transcription factor ABORTED MICROSPORES-like
Exons: 4
Coding region: 512-1756 (414 amino acids)
Biological process (GO): regulation of DNA-templated transcription
Cellular component (GO): nucleus
Molecular function (GO): DNA-binding transcription factor activity; sequence-specific DNA binding; protein dimerization activity
Source: RefSeq, a predicted model, not a curated record